AUGGGCCCUAAAAAAACUGUAAAAGCUGUAUCCGAGGGAGAGGUUGCGCCGGCCGUGAAAGACCCCGUCACGGAAACCUCGGGAAAAACUGAAGCAGAUGUAGACGGAACGAGCAAAGCACAGACGGCGCGAAAAGUUUCGCUUCAUCCACCGACUAUUUUGAUGGUGAAAGAAGCUUUGAAGGAACUUGACUCGAGAAAAGGAGUCUCGACUCAGGCGAUACAUGGCUACAUCAAGGAGAAAUACAAAUCUGUGGAUGAGACCCGCAUAAAAUAUAUGGUGAAAAAGGCGCUGACCAAAGGCAUUGAAACGGGGGUUUUUGUACGACCCGCAAAUUCCACCGGCAGAGGUGCACAGGGGAGAUUUAGGCUUGCGAAGGGAGUGCAAAAGAAAGAGAAGCCCAAGAAAGAAAAUGCUAAUCCCAAUGUCCAGAAGAAAACAAAAGCCCAAUCUGAAGUGCAGGAGCCUGAAAAUAAAGGAGAUGCCAAGAAACCCAAACCGCUUAAGAAAAAAGAAACCGUUCCUAAGGAUACAAAGCCUGAGAAAGCUGACGCUGCUUCCAAGGUGGCACCUGCCAAAAAGCCCAAAGCCAAGAAGCCUGUGGGAGAGGAUGAUCUCCAGCCCAAAGCCAAGACCCAGACAGCCUCCAAAACUACAAAGACUGAGGGCGCGGAACCCAAAACGGCUGCCCCGAAGAAGGGAAAGAAAGCUUCUAAAGAAGAAAGGGAGGGAGGGAGGAAGGAGAGGCCCGUGUGA
Chanos chanos (milkfish) is the source of this 756-nucleotide messenger RNA. It is a transcript of the gene h1m, whose product is annotated as linker histone H1M. The record is from RefSeq and is a predicted model, not a curated record. Gene Ontology annotation, molecular function: nucleosomal DNA binding; double-stranded DNA binding. Gene Ontology annotation, biological process: chromosome condensation; negative regulation of DNA recombination; nucleosome assembly. The transcript is spliced from 6 exons. Lineage: Eukaryota; Metazoa; Chordata; Actinopteri; Gonorynchiformes; Chanidae. The coding region runs from base 1 to 756 and encodes 251 amino acids. Gene Ontology annotation, cellular component: nucleus; nucleosome.